GAGCCGCGUUCGAAUACAAAUACACUCAACAAAUACGUGAAGGCUGCCAAAUAGGCGGGACUUCCUUUCCGGCCGUCAGCAGAGUUAGGCUGUUUUAUCUCAGUGCGCACGCAGUGCAACGAGAUCAGAUAGCGAGGUAAGCACAUGAUGCUGGGUCUUCUCCUGCGUGGCGGUCUGGGCCUUCUGGUCCUCUUGUGGUCCUUCAUACCGCCGUUAGUUUCUCUCCGGGACUUGGCAGAGCGCCCCAAGCUGCUCCUGGUGUCCUUUGACGGCUUCCGCUGGGACUACGUGAACCGCGUUCCCACACCUAACUUCCACAUCCUGAUGGAGGAAGGCGUGACAGUGGAGCGGGUGGAGAACGUGUACAUCACCAAGACCUUGCCCAACCACUACAGCCUGGUGACGGGCCUCUAUGCCGAGACGCAUGGCAUUGUUGCGAACGACAUGUUUGACCCGGUCCUCGACCGCUCCUUCUCCAUGGACACAGACAGCCUCUACGAGUCCCAAUGGUGGGAGCAAGCGGUACCCCUGUGGGUUACCAUCCAGAACUCUGGCGGGCGAAGCGCCGCCGCUAUGUGGCCCGGUUCCGACGUUAAGAUCCAUGGAAUGUUCCCGACUCGCUACCUCCCAUACAAUGCCUCAGUCGGUUUUGAGACCCGGGUGGAGCACAUAGUCAAAUGGUUCUCUGCUCCUGAGCAGGAGGCUGUGGAUUUCGGGGUCCUUUACUGGGAGGAACCGGAUGACAGUGGACAUGAUUUUGGGCCCGAGAGUUCCCUAAUGGACGCCGUCAUCGCCGACGUGGAUGAGAAACUCGGCUUCCUGUGCAACGAGCUGAAGAAGGCGGGCCUGUACGAGAGGGUCAACUUGGUGGUGACCAGCGACCACGGCAUGACGCAGCUGUUCGCCGAUAAGAUCAUUGAACUGGACCAGUAUGUGAGCAGAGACCUGUACACCUGGGUAGACAAGAGUCCCGUGGUGGGAAUACUGCCCAAAGAAGGGAAGCUCGAUGAGGUAUAUGAGAAGUUGGCUGAUGCCAACCCCUACAUGGCGGUCCACCUUAAGGACGCCAUCCCCGAACGUCUUCACUACCACCACAACGUCAGGAUCAUGCCCAUCCUGUUGGAGGCUCGGGAGGGAUGGACCAUCGUACAGAACAGGAGCACACCGCUCAUGCUGGGAAAUCACGGCUACGACAACACUCUGCGCAGCAUGCAGCCCAUCUUCUUGGCCCGUGGUCCGGCGUUCCGCCAGAACUACGUGAAGCCCACCAUGCGCUCCGUGGACCUGUACCCUCUCAUGUGCCACAUCCUGGCCAUCCCACCUUUGCCGAACAACGGCUCCUUCUCGAACGUUCGGGACCUGCUGCACCCAGAGCCAACAGUGUCUCCGCUCAGCUUCCCCACCCCUCCUGGGCUGGUGCGGCCUUCGUAUUUCCCCGUGGUGGUGGGUUCCCUCCUGGGCUUGAUGCUGGUCGUGGGCUUCCUGAUGAUGUUUGUGCAGCAGGUGACGCUCAAGCAGCUGCCCUCGCUCAAACAUGCCAGCAGGGAGAUGUCGCAGCCUUUACUGCAAGAGGACUUGCACCUGUAGUCGGACGCAAGCGGAAACGCUGGACUCGUAUCCCCGUCCUGGAGGAGAUCCGAUUAUGAGCAGGUGGGGAUUCUGGUCCAGUGUGGAUGCUUUUUGGUGGUAGGACUUUAAAACCUUUGAGCGAAGCUUUUAGUGGUUUUUCUUUGAUUGUGAACCUGGUUUCAAAGGGCUGGAAAAAUGUCUGGUUUCUCUAAAGUUUCCCGUCAAUAUCCAUUGGAACUUAAACUGGGGACUUUUGGAGAUAAUCUAUUCUUAAUUGGAAACUUUCCAUGAGGCUAAUGAAAUGCAAUUAUAUCAUCACAAAUUGACAUCAGCAAAAAAGUAGAAGCUGAAUAGAUUCAAAAAUACAUUUCCCCCAACUAUAUUUGAAUUUCCAACCAACCCUUCAAUUUGGUAGAUUACUGGUUCGCCGGCUGUUAUCUCAGUUGCAAUCAGAGUCAGCCCUAUUUUUUUUCGGUAUAAAUAGCACCAAACAGGUGGAUGAAGUCGACUUAAAAAUGUUCUGCCUUGUGAGGUACUUUUAAAGGGUAAUAUAUACUUAUGCAAUCCUGUGACAGGGUUGUCAGUUUCCCUGCCCUUUUGCAUCGAAAGCAGAUUUUUACAUCAGCAGAUGUGACCUUUGGCAUUAUCUAAUUACCCAUUUGCAUGAUGUAGCGCUGCUGUGUGAAAACACACAGUCGCUUCAUUGGCCUGCUUUUGCACGGAUAAAUCGGAGGUCUUCUGUUACAGUUCUGAUGAGGCUAUUUUGUGGGAUCAUUGUGUGAUAUCGACAAGUAUUUUGAAGCUGAAAAAAGUUUCUGCUUUUAUGCAAAAGGGACCAAAAAAACCUGAGGUAUUGCAGCUCUUAUUUCCAUGUUCAACGCCCUUCUGGGCAAUAUGGAAAAUACCGCCAUAAUUAAUGAGGCUGGGAUUCUGAAACAAAGCAAAGACUAUGAGACAAUCUCUCAUCAAAAUGGCGUGAGGGAUGGCAACGUGCCCUGGAAAUACGUUACCCUCCUACGGAAAGCUGUUUUUGCAUUUAAUUUCCUUGAUAUCUAUUUUAAGGUCCAUACACUAGUAGAGGGACUUACUAGUAGCACCCCCCCUCCCCCUACUCCUGCCUUCCAUGAAUGUAUGACAUUUCUGCACACUGGAGAACAGAUAUUAGGACAAGUACAUGUUACUACUGAGGCUAAAUGACACUUGUCACCUUAACCUGGAUGUCAAGGAUAUUGAAUAACUGCGGAAACGGCUAUCCGUAUCCUCCUGUGUUUGAAUGUCACCUGGCAACCACUCAGACUUGCCAAUCAUCCAAUUCCGAAUCGCUUUCGUGUCCUAGAGCCUUUGCGUGUGGUCUGUUCUUUUGGAUGUAUUUCUAUGUUGGUGCAAUGUAUAGUGCAGUUUUGCCAUUGUGAGUAUUUUCCUCUCUUUGGAGGUUUUAUUUUUUUCCACCUCGUUGCUUUGGGCCAGAACUGUUCCUGCGAUUUGCACUACAUGACCGAUAGGGGGCAGUAGUCAGGUUAUGUAUACUUUCCGAUUCAUGUUGUUGUGAAAAAAAUAAGUAAAUAAAAAGUUAGGUGCCUCUAGCCAAAAGCUUUUAAGUCAGUGUGGACACAAAGGUGUUAGCAAAUUAUUUAGUAUUUCUGUGUCUAUGGCUUUCAGAUUAACAAGGUACCGAAGUCCCCCCAAAAUGACACUGUGAUGUAUUGUUUUUCAAUUUCUAUGAUACAUUUUGAAAACGAAAGAGGAAAAAAUGUCUCGCUGACAGAUGAAUGAAACGUGCAGACACGCACAAAUUUGAAUGAUUUGCUCAAAGAACGAUGGCUUGAGUUGCAUUUGUAAAAUGUAACAAAUUGUGUCAAGACAUGUACCGUAUUUGCUAUGUUGACGGAAUUAAAACAUCUUCUGAGUUAAAAGGACUUUCAA
Molecule: messenger RNA, 3492 nt
Organism: Hippocampus zosterae (dwarf seahorse)
Lineage: Eukaryota; Metazoa; Chordata; Actinopteri; Syngnathiformes; Syngnathidae
Gene: enpp5
Product: ectonucleotide pyrophosphatase/phosphodiesterase 5
Exons: 4
Coding region: 145-1587 (480 amino acids)
Source: RefSeq, a predicted model, not a curated record